Messenger RNA from Uloborus diversus, 3003 nucleotides. RefSeq lists its product as uncharacterized. The coding region runs from base 1 to 3003 and encodes 1000 amino acids. The record is from RefSeq and is a predicted model, not a curated record. NCBI's taxonomy places the organism in Eukaryota, Metazoa, Arthropoda, Arachnida, Araneae, Uloboridae. The transcript has a single exon.
AUGCCAAAGGGAGAAGAAGAAAGGCGAAAAAGCGAGACUGAAGAGGAAGCGUCAUCGAAAUCAGAGCGAAAGACAAGUGUCGAGUCAUCAGCAGGUUCGACACUUGAAGACAGAGAUAGAAAAGAAAGUGUUUCCUCAGCUAAGCUUACCGGUUCCUUUUUAUCAAUCGAGUCCAUAGUAACAGAAGAAACAGGAAUUUUAAGCGACAUUAAGCUACCGGAGAUUCAGACAUCUGAAACCUUGCAGGGUGAGUUAUCAGCUAGUGGUCUUUUACAACCACCGGCUCCCGAGAAGACAAAAGUAUCUCCAGUGAAAGAAUUUUUUUCCAACAUUGCUCAAAAGUUUCAUUUGAAGACUCCAUCGAAGAAAUCUCCGCCGAAAAUAUCUCCAGAAAUUGAACAAUAUGUACCAGGUCAAGAAUUGAUGGAAGACUGCCUCGUCAAACUUCCAUUGAAAGAUAAGAAAACGCAAACAGAGAAGCUGACCGAGACUAGGAAUAUUACUCCAAGGAAAAGAGCUGCGUCUUUCCUAUCGCCUGAAACAUACGAAGAAGUUGAAACAUCAACAUCGCGAUCCACAACAGCUGAUGAACGUGAUCUCAUUACGCCGUCCCCAACUCCAAGAUUAGACGAAUCUAAAAUGACGUUAGCAAUAACAGGUUUCGAACCAGCUAAACCUGUACCAGGUCCAUUUCAAAAAUUGAGAAAACUUAUAGGACUUGAGAAGGAGGAAAAACCUAUGAUUUCACAUCAAACUGCCGUGAAAUGUGAACCUGAAACUGAAGCUAAGUCCACACAAACAGCAAGUAUACCUAUGUCUGCAAUAACUAUGGAAGGAGUGCUAGUUUUAAAGGAUCUGAAUCGUGGAUGGGCAUCAGCAAUUUCAACAUCAGAAAGCGUGGACUACACAGAAUGGUCUCAGGGCACUUCAGAGCAUUCCAUGGACUGCAUAUCUUCAAUGAAUGCGGAUACUUCUGGUUCAUCUCCUGUAGAAGUUGAAGCCGUUUCAUCUUCCUUGACUGGUUCUGAAGAAUCUCUCCAGCUGAAAUUUGAGCGUGCAAACAUAGGAAAAAAACCUAUGUCCAAAAAAAUGCCUAAUCCAGUCCUAGAAAUGUUGAAGCAUGAAAAAACAGAAGAUAUAGAAGACGAAGCUACAUCUAAAAGUCCCCGUAAAAAAGAGUCUGAAGACAAUCUUUCUAAAUCACCAUCUUCAUUUCAGAAACAGGAUAUCGUUUCAGAGACAUUUUUUACUGCAACAAAUCGGGACGAAGUGAACGUCGAUGAAAUUUAUGAAGCUAGUGGCAGCGCUGCUGAGUCGAAUGUAAGAGAUACUUUAGAUCCAAGUUUGAAAAUCGUGACAGAAGAAAUGAAUGUUGAAGAAUCUUCUAAUGAAGGUAGUAAAUCUUGCGGUAGUGUUGGUGAGCCGGACAUGAAAGAUCUUUCAAUUUCAAAAAGCCCAGGUGAAAAAAUGAAUGUCGAAGAAGCUUCUAAAGAAGCUGAAUGUAUGGCGGCCAAGGCAGAUAAAAAUGUUUCUAUUUCGGAAAACCAAGAUAAGGAAUUGAAUGUCGAAAAUAUUUCGAAAGAAGCUGAUAGUAUGGAUACCCACUCAGAUAAAAAAGAUCUUUCAACUUCAAAGAGUAGAAAUGAACAAAUGAAUGUCGAAGAAAAUUCCAAGGAAGCUUGUGACGCUGCCGCAAGAGUUUUUCAAUCGGAUGUUACGCUUUCAAUUGUUAAAGACCUUGGCGAAGAAAAGACUAUCCAAAAAACUUCAAAGGAAACUAAAGAAGCUUGUGGUGGUGUUUCUCAGUCAGAUGUAAAAGACCUCUCAAUUUCAACAAGUACCAGUGAUAAAACCAAAGUAGAAGUAACUUUUAAAGAAAAUAAAAGUGUGGUUACUGAGUCAAACAAGAAUGAUCUUCAAAUUUCAUUAAGUUGCGGUAUAGGAAUGAAUGUCGCAGAAAUUUCCAAAGAAGCAGAAACUCUGGUUGUCGAAGCAGAUGAAAAAGAUUUUUCAAUUUCAGAGCAAAGUGUGCAAUUUAAUGUCGAAGAGUAUUCUAAGCAAGCUAAUGAAGCUUCCAGCAUGAUUGCUGAGCCGGAAAACUUGUUUCCAGUUUCAAAAGGACUUGACGAAGAAGCCAGUGAAGUAUGUGGCAGUCUUUCUAAGACGGAUGAAAAUGAUCUUUCAAUUUCAACAAAUCGCUGUAAAGAAAAGAAUGUCGAAGAGGUAUCUUCUGAGGAAGCUUUAGUUUCUGAGUCAGAUAAGAAACUUCUUUCUAAAUCAGAAGGUGAAGAAAUGAGUGAGGAAGAAAAUUCUAAGGAAUCUGGUAAAGUUCAUAGCAAAGUGACUUCGAAGGACAUUUCGCUCUUAAUUUCAAGAAGUCCAGACAAAGAAGUAAAUACCGAAAAAACUACGAAUGAAGCUGAUGAGACCGCCGACAAGGUUGCCGAGUCAGAUAUUUCGUCAACAAUUUCAUAUAAUCAAGAAGAAAUGAAUAUCGAAGGAACUGCGAAGGUGUCCAGUGAAACUACUGGCACGGUUACACAAUCGAGUAUCUUGUACUCAAUUUUAACAGGUCAAGACGUAAAAAUGAAUGUUGGAUAUGCUUCUACGGGAGCUAGUGAAGCAACCGGCAGGGUUGCUGAGCUGAUUACUUUGUUUUCAAGUUCAACAAGUACAGACGAAGAAAAGACUGCCGCAGAAGCUUCAAAGAAAACUAGUGAGGCUGCUGGAAGUGUUGCUCAGUCGGAUGCUUCGCUUUCAAUUUCAACAAGUCAAGGUGAAGAAAUGAAUGUCGCAGAAGCUUCAGAGAAAAUUGGCGAGGCUGUUGGAAGUGAUGCUCAGUUGGAUGCUUCGCUUUCAAUUUUAACAAGUCAAGACGAAACAAUGAGUAUCGAAGAAGCUGUACAGGAAAGUAGUGAAGCAGAUGGCAAGGUUACCGAGUCGGAUCUAAAACAUAUUUCGUCUGUUGGCAUAUCUCUUGAUGAACAAAUGGAUACAUCGUGA